Mollisia scopiformis is the source of this 462-nucleotide messenger RNA. RefSeq lists its product as uncharacterized. The record is from RefSeq and is a predicted model, not a curated record. NCBI's taxonomy places the organism in Eukaryota, Fungi, Ascomycota, Leotiomycetes, Helotiales, Mollisiaceae. The transcript is spliced from 4 exons. Bases 1 to 462 code for a protein of 153 amino acids.
AUGGACACCAUUAGCAUUUGCGACCCAGCCACGGCCGACAAGCUUUCUCUAUCGCCCGAGCAGUUUCGCCAAGCCUACCGAUCCUCAGAUGGGACUCCCUACGACAACAUCGUCAUCGGUGUCUUCAUCAUCCGAGAUACCAGGGCCCUACUUCUGCUUUCACCAAACGAUAUUCACUUUCCAAAUGCCUUCGAGCUACCAAGAGUUACUGUCGAUGGAACAGUACAUAAUACGAGCCUAGACGACUUUCUUGUAGGAGAGAUUAUGAGGAAGACCGGGCUCAAGAUUGAGAAGGUGGUUGGAGAACUGGUGCCGUCCUUAAUUGGGGCUGGAAAAGUCAUUCUCAAUCCGGCUGAGCAUUCUGAAUUCGAUUGGGCCGUCGAGGCAAACUUGCAUGCCUUUGAGGUACACUCGAGAGGGUUUCUUGGUCUGGACAUCAUGUUACAUCAGAAGGCUAGAUAG